This is a messenger RNA of Rhinocladiella mackenziei CBS 650.93, 1932 nucleotides long. RefSeq lists its product as uncharacterized. Gene Ontology annotation, molecular function: endoplasmic reticulum signal sequence receptor activity; 7S RNA binding; signal recognition particle binding. NCBI's taxonomy places the organism in Eukaryota, Fungi, Ascomycota, Eurotiomycetes, Chaetothyriales, Herpotrichiellaceae. The record is from RefSeq and is a predicted model, not a curated record. Gene Ontology annotation, cellular component: signal recognition particle, endoplasmic reticulum targeting. The transcript is spliced from 2 exons. Bases 1 to 1932 code for a protein of 643 amino acids. Gene Ontology annotation, biological process: SRP-dependent cotranslational protein targeting to membrane.
AUGAAUAUCACUAGUUCAGUUGUUUCAGAGCGUGAUCGGGCUUUAUUGGGGGGAGAUUAUAAUGCAUACCAUUCUCAGACCACCCGCAGAAUUCAUAAUCUGCGCAGGCGACUGGGGGCCGCAAACCGUGGUCGAAAGUAUACCCCGAAAUCUCCAGUGACCGCAGAGAACGUUGCCAAAAACGCAGAAUGGGUGCCACUCUUGCUUGCCAGUGCCGAACGGGCAUGGGCAAAUGCGAUGGCCAUGAAAGCUGCUCAAUCUGCCGAAAACACCCAGAGGCCUAUGCCGGGAUCAACGAAACGACAGAUCGCUUCGAGACUCAGACGAGCUAUCAUCUACGCGGAAAAUCUCGUCAACAUCCUCCAAGACCGUACCAUGACCGGAGCAACCGAUCUAGAUGACUUGGAGGCAAAAUCAUAUCAGUCGAUGCUGAGGGGGAGCCUGGAUUUCGAAAAGGGACGAUGGCAAGCUUGCAUUGAAAACUAUUCUGUUGCACAGGUUGUGUAUUCGGCGCUGUCCCGAACUUCCAAAACCGACAUCUACAAGGAUCUAUUGUCCGGAGUCGUGGAACCGAGCAUUCGAUAUGCUGCCUAUCAGUUGAAAAUGCCUCGCACAAAGGCUAUCACAGAGAUCGCCAUUGAAAAUUUCCCCAAAUCCGAAGCCGAACUGCGCAAAGAAGUGGAAAACAUCAACCCGCAAGCGUUUUUAUUAGGGACGGAGACCGCUCCAACCAAGGAAGGGCCGAAAGAGCUUCCAUCUACGAUCUCCUGGAGAGGCAGAAAAGUGAAGCUUGAAGAUGCCAGUAUUUCCCAAGCACUGGAGAUCUCCCAGGAACGGGAAGAGGCCUUAGCCACAGCGUACAAAUCUUUCCGACAAGGAUCGUUGAGCGCCAGAGACCUCGCGACUGCAUACGAGGAAGUAAUCACAGCCCGUCAAGAUGCUGCAGACGCAACCAAAACCGCCAUUGACGAGCUCGUCGCCGAAGGUGUCGAUCCUGGUGACGUUCGCAUGCAAUCUUUGCAAAUCACUCGCACCGCCGUCAACUACGCCGUCGUCGAAUGGAGAAUCGGCCGCAACAGAGUCCUGUGUGGCUCCGAAGACGGUCUGGCCUUCGAAUCCGAAAAACCGAAACAAAUACUGAAGCCACGCAAAGAUGGCAAGCCUCGUACGCCAAAGGAAGAGAGUUCUGGACGUAAACUAUCUCGUCUCCGCGAGCGAGUAGCGCUGUACGAUUCGAUCCUACAGAAUCUCGAAGCUGUCAAGGAACUACCAGGUGUGAUGGCAGAUAGUGCGUUUGUGGAAGAACUCGACGCAAAAAGGGCAUAUUUCCGCUCCUUGAAAUGUUUGGCCAUCGGUCGCUCGCACGCGAUCAACGAUAAGAUUCCAAACGCACUGGCUCUCUACGCGCGAGCAUCAGACCUGGCACGAACUGUACCGACUCAGUUAGGGGCUGAACCUGCUGCCAGCUCGUCUUCGUUGGACUCGCCGCCCAAACUCGAUCUUUCAUCACAGAACUUGCAACAGACAACCUCUACACUCGGCAAACUAGUCACGCAAUACCGCGCCUUGGCAGAACUGAAAAAGCUCACUCAACAACAAACCCCCCCAUCCGCCAACAAGGAUGACCGACGCACCGAUGCCACCACUAUCAAACCUGCCCCGCUGAUUGAACGACUCGACCGCAAUGAGUACCUCGACAACAUCGACUUGACGAAUCUGGUGAAUUACCCGCCCAAGCUACGGCCCGUGCCUGUGAAGCCGCUCUUCUUCGACCUCGCGUGGAAUUACAUCGUAUAUCCGGGCCAAAAACGUGGCGUGGAAGAGGAAGACAUCAAGGCCGGAGCUGUGAAUGGAAAGGUGGACGAGCGGGAUACGGUGAUGGAAGAAGCCCCGAAGCCGGCGAAGAGGGGCUGGUUUGGGUUUGGACGAUGA